Molecule: messenger RNA, 3133 nt
Organism: Carcharodon carcharias (great white shark)
Lineage: Eukaryota; Metazoa; Chordata; Chondrichthyes; Lamniformes; Lamnidae
Product: tigger transposable element-derived protein 2-like
Exons: 1
Coding region: 1-1797 (598 amino acids)
Cellular component (GO): nucleus
Molecular function (GO): DNA binding
Source: RefSeq, a predicted model, not a curated record
AUGACCUCUAAGAAAAGUGCAGCAAAACGUAAGCAUGUUACACUUACAAUAUCAGAAAAGGUGGAAAUCAUAAAGAAACUAGAUAAGGGUGCUUCAGUGAAAAAUUUGUGUGAAGUGUAUGGCGUGGGUCUUUCAACAAUUUACGACAUCAGGAAGCAGCGUGAAAAACUAUUUAAAUUCUGUGCAGAAAGUGACACAGUUGAAGGAAUUAGUGAGCGUAGAACACUGCAUAGCGCUAAGUCUGCUGACCAUGAUAAUGUGCUGUAUGAAUGGUUCCGACAACGUCGUAGUGAGGGGCUCCCUGUUUCGGGGGCAAUGCUUAUGGAAAAGGCCAAACAAUUUCAUACAGAAUUAAGAAUUAGUUCUGCUUGUGAGUACUCUCAAGGUUGGUUGCAAAAGUUUAAACAUAGGCAUGGGAUUCGCCUGAAGGCUACUGGUGAGCAAACUGUUGCUAAUAGAAAGGCUGUCGAAUGUUACAUAACUGAUUUUGCAAAGUUAAUGAAGAAUGAGCGACUUACCCCAGAGCAGGUAUAUAAUGCGGAUGAGACGGAUGUUUUCUGGAGGUGUUUGCCGCGACGCACGCUUGCUUGCGCAGAGGAGACAGUGAUGCGUGAUUGCAAAGAGUCAAAAGAAAGGCUCACCGUGCUCACAUGUGCAAAUGCUGCUGGAACACAUAAGUGUAAACUCUUGGUUGUUGGUAGAAGUGCUAAACCUUGUGCUUUUAAAGGGAUGAAAAUCAUGCCAGUGCUUUACGAGGCCAACAAAUGUUCAUGGGUCACCCAGGAGAUCAUGAAAAACUGGUUCCAUAAUCAUUUUGUCCCUGAGGCUCGUGCACACUGUCAAAAGGUUGGAUUGGCUAUGGACUGCAAAAUUGUGCUUCUUUUGGACAAUUGUUCAGCUCACCCCCCUGUUGAACAAUUAGAUGCUGACAAUGUCUUCCCUACAUAUCUACCCCCUAGUUGCACACCUUUAAUUCAACCAAUGGACCAGGGAGUUACUAGAUCAAUGAAAAGCCACUACAGGAACAGUUUCUUGCGUCGUGUUGUGAACAGCUACAGUACUGGUGGUGUUGAUGCUUUUAAGAAGGUCUUCAGUAUCAAAGAUGCUAUUUGGUGUUUGGCAAAUGCAUGGGACAGUGUCACACGGAGAACCUUGCAAAAUGCAUGGCAUAAGUUGUGUCCUGUAAUUAUGUUUAAUGAUGAGGAUGCAAUGGAAAAUAUUGAAGGCUUUAAUGAAAACAAGGCGAAGGCAGCUGACCUCUUGCGUUAUGCCAAGCGAAUGCAAAGUGACAUAGGUAUUGACUUAGAUGAGCAAGACAUUGUGACAUGGCUAAACUGUGAAGAUGAUGCUUCAUUUGUGCAACAAGUAACCGAUUCAGAGAUAAUUGAGGUAGUUUUACAGCCCAAGUCUGAGGACACUGACAACAGUGAUGAAGAAGAUAAUGUUCCUGACCAGAUUAAAAUGGAGGAGGGGAUAAAUCUAGCCUCCCGCUUCAUUCACUUUCUAGAGCAACAAAGUUUUAUAAGCCAGCAAGAUGUAAUGCAUGUGCACAGGAUCCGGGAGAAAUUGAUAAAGGAGCAGCCAAAACACAUAACACGAAUGAGGUUGCAGCAAAUGUUUGAUGAAGUUGGAAAAUCCUGUGCACUCACACCGUCAACUUCACCGAGCCCAAUCCCAUCAACCAGCAGGCUGGACGAAACAAAGGACCCUGAAUUAGCUGCUUUUGCUGUUAAUCAUCAGCCACUUCUUUCUAUGCCCCUUCUAACUAUUGGUAAAAUAAAACAGUGUAUGGAAUAACCUGUUCUGUCAAAGUCAUCAGCAGAAUUUUAUUACGGUAUCUGGGGGCAGAAACAUGGAAAAUACAAUAUUUGGAUAAGUAAAACAAAUUUAUUUACUGCUUGAUAACAUUUUAUCACUGCUUUAUGUUUCAGGUAAAUAUUUGUAUCUACAGUAUUUUCUGGUUCAUACACUUGUGGUUAGACAUUCUAAUGUAAUUCUAUAGUCCAGAAAGUUCUGUCAUCCAGAAAUGGCUUGGUCCCAAGCACUGGGGACUGGAGAGGUUAUAGUGUACUCUAGUUGUGGCCUAACCAGAGCUUUAUAACGAUGCAGCAUAACUUUCCUGCUUUUGUACUGAAUGCCUCUAUUUAUGAAGGCCAAGAUCCCAUAUGCUUUACUAAUCACUUUCUCAGUAUGUCCUGGCACCUUCAAAGAUCUAUGCACAUGCAUCCUCAUGUUUUGUUCCAGUACACAAUGUAAAACUGUGUCAUUAAGCCUACUCCCUUUUCCUAUCUCUUCUGCCUGGUCUCUAUAUUAAAUUCCAUCUGUCAGUUGUUUGCUCAUUCUGUUAGCCUCUCUAGGUCCUGUUGUGGUAUCAUCCUCACUGCUUGAUAUCAAACAUGGAGGUGUGGCAACGACAAAUUUUGAAAUUUUACUCUGUAUUCCAAUAUCUAAGUUGUUUAUAUAUCGCAAAAAAAGCAGUGGUCCUAGCACUAACUUUUUGGAGAAUACCACUGUUGACCAUUCUCCAGACUUAAAAAUAACCAUUUACCAUAACUCACUGUUUUCUGUCCAUAAGCCAAUUUUUUUAUCCAGGUGUACAGUGACCCUCCUAUCACUUUUCUGCAUUGACUAGAUCAGAGUGCUGUGGUCCUAACACUGACUCCUGGGGGAGCACCACUGCAUACUUUCCUCCAGUCUGGAAGAACAGUUGUUUACCAGGACUCCCCUGUCUGUCCCUUAGCCAAUUUUGUAUCCAUGAGCGGCUAUCCCUUUAAUUCUUAUUCAAUUUUUCUAACACGUCUAUAACGUGCUGCAUUAUUAUCCUUUUAAGGAUCUAUAUCCGUCAGCUACAUACCCUCAUAAACCAUUUCUGUUAUUUUAUCAAAAAACUUAAUAAAGUUAGUCAAACAUGAUUGCCUUCAACAAAUCUGAGUGGACUUUUGUUCAUUAGCCCAUAUAUUUCCAAGUACCAACUAAUUUUCUUUCAUUAUUGUCUAGUUUUCCCAUCAAUGGCAUUAUGUGGCCUGCAGUUGCUGGGCUUAACCCUCUCCCCAUUUUGAACAAGGAUAUAUUUCUAAGCCUCCAAUCCUCUGGCACCACUCCCAUAUACAAGAAGGAUUGGAAGAUUGUGGCC